Messenger RNA from Paraphaeosphaeria sporulosa, 885 nucleotides. RefSeq lists its product as uncharacterized. The record is from RefSeq and is a predicted model, not a curated record. Lineage: Eukaryota; Fungi; Ascomycota; Dothideomycetes; Pleosporales; Didymosphaeriaceae. The transcript has a single exon. Bases 1 to 885 code for a protein of 294 amino acids.
AUGCCCACCAAGACCAAGCCAUUCUUCCAACUCCACCCGGCCCCCUUCAAACCCUCGUACUUGUCUCUUCCCCCUUCCCCUUUCUCUCCGCCCACCCCUCUCCCUCUCUUUAACCCACCUCCGCCCCACACCCUCACAUUCCCCACGCCCUCGACGCCCUCCCCGCCACCUCUCCCCCUCCAAUGGCUCUGGCAGUGCCAUCGGUGCCGCCGCACCUAUUCACUCGGCGUGACCCGGCGGUGCCUAGAGGACGGCCACACAUUUUGUGCGGGAGGCGUGACAGAGGUGAAGAGCUGGCGGAGGCCGCUGCGGGCCGUGCGGGUGCGGAGGCAUCGGGCGUGCGCAAGUGAGUUUGACUAUAGGGGUUGGAAGACCUGGGGGCGUUGGAAGAGGAGUGGGUACGGGAGGAAGGAUAGUAUCUAUGGAGAUGAGGAGUGUUUCCCCAGUUCGUCUCCAUCAGAAGGUUCCAUCGAGGACAGCCAUGUUUCAAUGGCCAUCACCGCGAGCAUGACGCGGUCUCGGACUCCUCGGAAAGACUGCUGGAACACCUGCGACUACCCCUCCGAGUGCCGCUGGGGCAAGCAAUUCGGCGUGCACACAUCCCUCGAAUCAGUCGUCACUCUGCCGCCGAUCGAGCCCCUCCUACCACCUCCGCCCACCGAGGGUAUCGUCAAGCCAGACAACUGUAAGGAGGUGAAGCAAGAUAAGAAAGACAAGACGGACUUUUGGGGCGCGCUGAUCGCGAGUGCAACAAGCCGGAAGAGCGUGCCGCCGUCAUGUCCGCCGGCGAGUAACAUCGAUAUAGGCGGCGAGAAAGCGGAUUAUGCAACGGUGAGUGAUAAAGAUGGGGGUGUAAUAAUGGGCAACGGGGAUUUGGAACUCUAG